Molecule: messenger RNA, 591 nt
Organism: Saccostrea cuccullata (small rock oyster)
Lineage: Eukaryota; Metazoa; Mollusca; Bivalvia; Ostreida; Ostreidae
Product: zinc finger protein ZFP2-like
Exons: 1
Coding region: 1-591 (196 amino acids)
Source: RefSeq, a predicted model, not a curated record
AUGAUACAUACAGGUGAAAAACCUCACAAAUGUUAUGUGUGUAGGAAGGCAUUCACUCGUUCAAGGGACUUGCAGACUCACACGAGGACACAUAGAGGUGAAAAACCAUAUACAUGUGAUGUGUGUGGGAAGGCAUUCAUUCGUUCAAGUGACUUACAGAGUCACAGGAGGAUAUUACAUUCAGAGGAUAAACCUUAUAAAUGUAAUAUGUGUGGAAAGGCAUUCACUCGUUCAGGUAACUUACAGAAUCACAUGAAGGUCCAUACAGGAGAAAAACCUUAUACAUGUGAUGUGUGUGGGAAGGCUUUCAAACAAUCAGGUGAAUUACAGAAACACAUGAGGAUACAUACAGUUGAUAAGCCUUAUAAAUGUGAUGUUUGCCAGAAGGCAUUUAACCAUUCAAGUAAUUUAUUGAAUCACAUGAGGAAACAUACAGGUGAAAAACCUUACAAAUGUGAUGUGUGUGAGAAGACAUUCACUCAGUCAAACAUCUUACAAGUCACAAGAGGACACAUACUGGUGAAAAACCUUAUACACAUGAUGUGUGUGGAAAGGCAUUUUACCGUUCAAGUUCCAAACUUAGACACAUGA